AUGAUCCCAAUCAGCUCUGCUUUGCUUAGCUUUUCUCCGUCGCGAGAUGAUGAGUUGGUACUGUCGUUGUUCCCGGUGCUGGUUGUGGAUGAAGAUGUCUGCUCUGGCCCUUUUGUGAUGGUCAUUACAGAUGUGACACCGUUACUAACGAUCUGUGUGCUGAUCGCACCCGGCGCAGUUGUUCGAGAUUCUGUCGUCGCGGCAGUCACUGCUUCGGAUUUGAGAAUCUGGGGUCGUAAUAAUGACCCCGAGGAGACUGCGGACACAAAAACUGUCUGUGUCACAACCGACACCGUGACUGUCUCUGUCACUGUGAACGCACCUGUCGAGCUGGCUAUCACGGCAGAGCCGAUGCUUGUGUAG
Messenger RNA from Clonostachys solani, 363 nucleotides. NCBI's taxonomy places the organism in Eukaryota, Fungi, Ascomycota, Sordariomycetes, Hypocreales, Bionectriaceae. The record is from the annotation of a GenBank genome assembly.